Poecilia latipinna (sailfin molly) is the source of this 2050-nucleotide messenger RNA. Its product is annotated as sodium/bile acid cotransporter-like. The record is from RefSeq and is a predicted model, not a curated record. Bases 281 to 1309 code for a protein of 342 amino acids. Gene Ontology annotation, cellular component: membrane. Gene Ontology annotation, molecular function: bile acid:sodium symporter activity. Lineage: Eukaryota; Metazoa; Chordata; Actinopteri; Cyprinodontiformes; Poeciliidae. Gene Ontology annotation, biological process: bile acid and bile salt transport. The transcript has 7 exons.
UUUCUGUAGUGACCCAAAAAGACAGAAAAGAGAAGAGGGGGCUUCUGGGGAGUUGGCACGAUUGGCAGAAUACUUUUACUGCCUGCAGCAUCUACAGCAACCAUUUUGUUAGAAGAACAUGUGACAAAGGGGCUCAAACACAAAGUCGAGGGGUCUGGCACAAGAAUGUGAGCCAGUAUGAAGACAACGGUGCCUGUUUCUGCAGCUUAACACUCCAGCCAGCUGCCUGAAAUUGAGGUGCAAACCACAAAGCAAUAAAACUAGUAUUGGAAGAACUGCCAUGAUGAAUCAGACCACCGGUUAUGUGGGAAUUGCUGCCAUUUACAACAAUAGUAUCAUCCUCGGGAAUGGCAGCAUGGGCAUCCUGAUCAUCCCCAAACCCAUGAACACAGCCAUUAAUAUUUUGACCGUGAUCAUCCUCUUCAUCACCAUGAUUUCCCUCGGCUGCACGAUGGAGAUCUCCAAAAUUAAGGCCCAUCUUCUCAAGCCAAAAGGGGUAGCCAUUGCUUUGCUGGCCCAGUUCUGCGUAAUGCCCCUGACUGCUUUCUCUUUGACCAAAAUCCUCCGGAUGGAUCCGAUUAAGACGGUAACUGUGCUCAUCUGUGGCUGCUGUCCAGGAGGAAGCUUAUCAAACAUUUUUUCUCUCUCAGUUAAAGGUGACAUGAAUCUCAGUAUCGUCAUGACAACUUGCUCCAGCAUUGCCGCCCUGGUUCUCAUGCCUCUGCUGCUGUACAUCUUCAGCCAAGGCUUUACUGGUCUGAAAGAUGCUGUUCCUUAUGUCGGCAUCAUCACUGCUCUCGUGUUUACCUUGUUGCCUUGUGCCAUUGGCAUUUUCAUCAACCACUACAAACCAAACUACUCUGCAACUGUAACAAAAGUUGGUCUCAGCAUCCUGAUAAUAUCCAGCAUCAUAGUGUCUGUCCUUUCUGGCCUCGCUGUGAAGGAUGUAAUAUGGAUGAUCCUCAUGCCAGACGUCCUCGCUGUGGCUGCACUGAUGCCUCUGAUUGGUUUUAUAAUGGGAUAUGUCAUGUCGGUCAUUUGCAGACUCAGCCCACAAUGCAGCAGAACCAUCUCCAUGGAGACAGGGUUUCAAAACAUCCAGCUGUGCACCACCAUUCUUAAGGUGGCCUUUUCUCCACAGUCCAUCGGACCCUUGUUUUUAUUCCCCUUGUUGUACAUCACAUUCCAGUGUGCAGAGGCCCUCCUUCUGGCACUGUGCUUCAGAUGUUACCAAAGAGUCACGGCACCACAGGGGGAUCCAUACAAAUGGGAAAAUGUUGAUGCCAAAGAAGAAGAGGUGAAACAAUGAUCUACAAAGAGACCAAUGCACUCUUGGAAAAAAUUACCUAAAAAGGUGUGCCAUUAUUCAAACCUGUGACAUUGACUGAAAGUCUGCCAAAGCCUUGGCAGUCAAAAAUACCUGCUGUCACAGCCAAAAUGAUUUUUGUAGUUCCACAAAUGUUGAUUUUUUUUUAAACUUUAGAAACAACAAUUUUGUUUGAGAAACACUACCAGGUUGUUCAUUUUAAUAAGCUUUAUUAUCCUGAAAAAAGAUUAUUCCAUUUCAUUGUAUUUUUGCAAAACAUUUUUCUAACUAUGAGAGAGGAAUGCUGGGCUAUUCAUAAAACUAACUAACACUGACUGCUAAUGUGUCUGAAAUCUUUCUGUGUGCAAAAACCAUUUUCUUUCAAACUCUUCUGCUCUCCCAGAUGACCAAUCUUCAAAAAUCUUGACAUAAUUUGGUAAUGUUCUGUAUACAUGCUUUUUGUAGCUAUCAGCAAGCCUCUGGCAUAAUUCAGCAUAACCUCAGACGUGCUUUCAUUAAAAUUCAGAAACUUCUGUGCCGUCAAAUUAUUAUGUGAACUGAGUCAGCAAUACACUUUUGGUGGCAAAUAAACCUCUGCAAAAAAAAGGAAAUGUUCUGCUUCCAGAAAAUAACAGGUACAAAGAAAAAAAGAAGAAGUCCAUGAAUGGAGCCUUACAUAGAAAGUUAAAAAGAGAGGAGUUAAUUUUUUUUAUGCUAAUGCAAAACUUUAUAUCUGAAACUUAG